Cydia pomonella (codling moth) is the source of this 1433-nucleotide messenger RNA. Its product is annotated as cuticle protein 1-like. Bases 164 to 493 code for a protein of 109 amino acids. Lineage: Eukaryota; Metazoa; Arthropoda; Insecta; Lepidoptera; Tortricidae. The transcript is spliced from 3 exons. Gene Ontology annotation, molecular function: structural constituent of cuticle. The record is from RefSeq and is a predicted model, not a curated record.
AAAAAUUAAGCUUGUUUGGUACUCUUAAGGUUCACUAAGAUUCUGAACAUGUCUUUGUAAUUAAUGAGUUUUGGUUUGUCAUUAAGCGAUAUUAGUAUAAAUAGUCUGUGUUGGGACUAAUGCAGCAUCAGUCUCGCAUCAGUUGUUGAGAAAAUAACUAAAAAUGUUCACUAAAGUGUUGCUCGUCUGCGCCGUCGCCGCUGUAGCUGCGGGCAUCGAGUACCCACCGGGUAUUAACCCGGUCCUCUGCCCGAACUACCCAAACUGCGACAUGGAGCUGCUGGCGCGCUACGCCCCGCAGCCCCUCCCCAUCCCUGAGUACGAGCUCCCGUACGCUCGGAUGGUAUAUGCUGCUCCUUCUCCUGUUGCUGCCCCAAUUCCUGCCCCUGUUCCUGUUCCUGUCGCUGCUCCUAUUACUGAAGAGCCCGCCGCUCCGCUGUAUCCCGCCGACGUCGACCCUGCUUCGUGCCCGAACUACCCGUACUGCGCGUAAUUCUACUACAUUACAUUUUUAGCCCUUACUAAAGAUCAGUUUUAUUUUAUUUUGAAGACUCACAUAGUAGACGAAGAAAAUUUUAUUAAAAUAAAUAAUAAUCAAAUAUUAGCUGUAAAAACCGGCCAAGAGCAUGUCGGGCCAUGCUCAGAGUAGGGUUCCGUAGUUACUCUUCCGUCACAAUAAGCUAAAUUGGAGCUUAAAGUAUGGUAGAUUGUUAACCAAGGGAUGAACUGUGGGUGUACGUCUUUUUACUAUGAAGGGGAAACUUUUUGCGAUAACUCAAAAACAGCUAAACUGAUCAUAUCCGCUAUAGUUUUCAUUUAAUGUCUUUCUUAAGCUCUACUUCCAAGAUUUUUGUCAUAUUUUUUGGACCUAUGGUUCAAAAGUUAGAGGGGGGGGGGCACAUUUUUUUUCUUUCGGAGCGAUUAUCUCAGAAAAUAUUCACUUUAUCAAAAAAUGUUUUUUGAAACCCCUAUUAGUUUUGAAAGACCUUUCCAACGAUAUCCCACAUUGUAGGGUUGAAGCAAAAAAAUUGUUCAUCCCCACUUUACGUGUAGGGGAGGUACCCUAAAAAAAUUAAAUUUUUAGAUUUUAUUGUACGACUUUGUCGGCUUUAUUGAUUUAUAUAUCCAUGCCAAAUUUCAGCUUUCUAGCACUAACGACCACGGAGCAAAGCCUCGGACAGACAGACAGACAGACAGACAGACGGACAUGGCGAAACUAUAAGGGUUCCUAGUUGACUACGGAACCCUAAAAAAUUACAAGUUGAAAAGUAACAAAAACAAAACAAAGAGAAACAGCAUCGGAAGUAGAGGUAAACAACAGACGGUCUUAUCACCAAAAAGCGAUCUCUUCCAGACAAUCUUUAGCUACUACAUAACAAUAUAAGUUGAGAAUGCAUAAAAUUGGUAUAAAAAAUAAAAUGACAGAAAAUCAA